Messenger RNA from Fusarium musae, 1599 nucleotides. RefSeq lists its product as uncharacterized. The record is from RefSeq and is a predicted model, not a curated record. The transcript has a single exon. NCBI's taxonomy places the organism in Eukaryota, Fungi, Ascomycota, Sordariomycetes, Hypocreales, Nectriaceae. The coding region runs from base 1 to 1599 and encodes 532 amino acids.
AUGGCAUCGCAAGCAGAUCCCGCGACAGCAGAGACCAAGGUGUCCAAAGACCUGCAUGACGAGACUGCCAAGCAAGAUGUUAGCGCAGGUAUCAUAGUGCCUACGCUGGCAGAGGGCGACAUGCCUGAGACAACCAAGAAGGAGAUCUGGUCGUGGUACGCGUACUACAUUGGUUCAAAUGGACUCGCCUUGUUCAAUUUUGGACCGACUGCUUUCCAGAAUCUGCUGUCGCAGGCGGCGCCCAGUGAUACUGGCCUUUUACCAUUUGCGGGUCGCGCACGAGACGUCAACAGCAUUGUCCUACUUGCCAAUGGCAUAUCUUUCGCCAUCCAGGCUGUUCUCUUUCUCAUUAUUGGAGCCUACGCAGAUUUCGGAACUGGUCGACGAUGGAUUCUUCUGGUCUGGUCAAUCGUCGCAUAUGGCAUCGGCUUUGCCUGGCUGGGGGUCCAUGAUCCCAGCAAGUGGCAAACUGGCACAGCUCUUUACAUCGUCGGCUUGAUAGCAUAUCAGAUGACUUUGACUUACUGGACCGCUGCGUUUCCCUCUCUCGCCAGAAACACUCCGCAGCUGAAAGAAGCUGCCCUCCAGUUCGAGUCUGGAGAAAUCACCCAAAGCGAGAUGGAUCGCAAAGAUGAGAUGGAGAGGAGCAGGCUCAGCAACGUUGCCUUCUAUAUCCAGUCUGUUGGCGAAGUAGUUAUUCUAGCCAUUAUCGUGGGCAUCAUGUUUGGUGUCAAAGUCGACAAGAGUGCCGAAAACAACAACUGGGGUCUGUCUGUUUUGAUUGCUUUCGCUACUGCUUGUUGGCUUGUCCUCUCAAUUCCCUGGUUCAUAUUCGAGAAGAAACGACCAGGAAUGAAGGUCCCGGAUCAUUUGAACAUGAUUACCGUCGGAUUCUGGCAGCUUUGGGAGGCCCUCACUCAAAUCUGGCAACUGAAGCAGAGCUUGAUCUAUCUUGUUGGAUACUUCCUCCUGGGAGAUUCUCUAAACACCACCGUCACGGUUAUCGGCACCCUUCAGAACCAGGUUGUCAGCUACGAGACUCUCACUUUGACGUACCUCCUCAUCGUCGGUAUUGUCGCUCAAGCUAUCGGCAUUGGCGCCUUUUGGCUCAUCCAGAAACACUUCAACCUCAGUGUCAAGGCCAUGUUCAACGCCGUCAUGGUCUUUAUCAUCCUUCUCGACGGCUGGGGCAUGAUUGGCAACUGGACCGAUAAGUUUGGCUUCAAGAACGUCUGGGAGAUCUGGCUGUAUCAGGCUUUCUAUGGACUAUUUGUCUGUCCCUGGUACAGUUACUCGCAGAUCAUGAUCAGCUCCGUCACACCUCGAGGACACGAGUUUCUUUUCUUCUCCCUGUUCAACAUCAUCGGCAAAUCGUCCAGUUUCAUCGGACCCUUCAUCAGCAGUGCUAUCAUUGAUGCUACCCCCGGUGGUACCAACAAUAGUGCUCCCUUUUACUUCCUGUUUGCUUUGAGCUUGGUCAGUGCUAUUGGAAUCUGGUCUUUCCUCGAUCUUGAGAAGAGUGCGCGGGAGCAAGAGUUGUUUAUUAUUCAAGAGAAGAUACGCAUGGGUGAGGAGUCAGAAGCAAGCAAUAUUGCGUAA